Molecule: messenger RNA, 1688 nt
Organism: Ruditapes philippinarum (Manila clam)
Lineage: Eukaryota; Metazoa; Mollusca; Bivalvia; Venerida; Veneridae
Exons: 2
Coding region: 203-937 (244 amino acids)
Molecular function (GO): protein binding
Source: RefSeq, a predicted model, not a curated record
UAUAGCUGAUUCGUGGUGUAUUGAAAGCUUUAUAAAUGUAUUUUGCUCGUAUUGAUUUGUAUAUCAAGUCAGUUUAAACCUGUUAUAUUCGUUAAAUGGUUGAUUGAAGAAAAAAUAUAUUUAUUUAUUCAUUCAAGAAUUAAAAGAGCUAUAUCUAUAUUAUUUUAAUCAUUCAAGGAUUUUAUAAUAAAACAGAUUUGAAAUGAGUACACACACAGAAGAUGAGAAGGAAGAAUGUCCGAAGUGUCCGGAGCCGUUUACCGCACAUGGAAAGUGUUUGGAUGAAGUACGUUUAGUUUUCGAUGAUCAACAAGAACUGUAUGUUUCACAAAACUUUCUUAUACUAUCUUCACCAGUUUUUGAGGCCAUGUUUAAAAAUGAUUUCAAAGAAAAGCAGCAAUCAGCAGUUUUGUUGAAAGAGAAGAGCUAUACAGACUUUCAUGAAUUUUUGAUGUGUAUUCAUCCAGGGACAUUAAAGCCAGUUACAGAAGCCAAUGUACUGCGCAUUGUACCUAUAGCGGAGGAAUAUCAAGUUGACUCAAUCAUCCAAAGUUGCAAAUCGGUUAUGAAAAACUGGCUCGAGAAAGAAUAUGUAUCUGCUAAAAGCAAAACUGGCUUUUAUAUGUUUCAUAUAAAACCAACACGACAAUGUUUAAGUAUUCUCACGACGUCUUUGGCACUGAAUUACAUAUCACUUGUAGACAACGCUGUGGACAUUAUCGCCAAAAUGCCGCAUAGAAUAUAUUAUGGUUCGUAUAAACCUGACACGCUUUGUACCGACUAUCAUUCAAAUACACAAGAAAUAAACGGAAAAAAAAUCACUUACCGUAAAAUAAUUGGUGAAUGUAAAACAGUAUUCCAGACCCUUCCUGCUGAGCUUAGAUGUACAAUAUUAAGCAAAAGACUGGCACUGGAUAAAGACAAUGUCGUCAAGUAACCACCUGAAAUAAGUGAUCCGGCAAGAAAAAAACUUUAUAUGAGACAGUGCUAGAUUUUAUUUAUAGGUGUUAUUUUGCUACACAGAAGAUAGCAUUCAUUUCGAUCAAAUAUGAAAUCUAUGUCGUUUACAUGUUUGUAACACAAAAUGAUGUAAUAAAAUUGAUACAUUAUUUUUGAAAAUAAAUAUUUGUAUGAAUUUCUUACAUUAUUAUCAUUCUGAUUGUAGUACGUUUUAAAUGAUUUAUUUGUAAAUUGUUUUCAGUCACUGUUACAUUAUGGACUACGUUGGAACACAGGCUGAUCACAACUACCAUACAAAACAAAGCACAACUCAGUACGUUGAUUUGCCGAAUACUGUAACAUUUUAAUAACAGAAACUUUCGUCUGCAGUUUUAACAUGCGGUGUUAUUGGUUCAUUGACAGGAAUGUAAACACACUGGUUAGUCAGAUGCGGAUCUUGUAGCAAUUAAACAAAAUCGUGGAUUUAUCUCCAAAUAAAUCAAUUAAAAAUAACUCUUUAUUUACCAUUAAUGUCAAGUAGCUUUUAUAUCUUUGACUCGCAUGAAUAAGUAAAUUUCCUCAUACUAGUCUAAAAUUCAGGUAACAGACUUCCAUUAUAUUAAUCAAUAAUGUUUCACCAAAUCAGCAUGCCAUGCAAAUAAAUACAUGAUUUUUAUUUUAUAUAUUUAUAUAUUAUGCACCAUUAUUUUUGUUAUCGCUUAUAACAAAGAAAUCUUGAAAUGGGUAUU